AUGGAGGUCUUGCUCUCUCUCUCUCUUCUCUCUCAUUCAGAUCUCUCUUUCUCUCUUUCCUCCCGCUCUCUCUCUCUCUCUGUCUCUGUGAGUCUCUCUCUCAGACGAGCAAGGAGACGAGGCGUCGGAUCGUCGUGUUGGCCAAAGCGUGAAGUGCACAACAAGACCACCAGCGUGAUGACAGAGGCCGACCAGGAAGAUGUGAACGAGGAGGCUAUUCAGUGCUGCGCCAUGUCGAAAGAGGGCAUCCUUGUCCGCACUCAAACGCAGGCUGUGGCGCAGACAUUUUGCACACUGCUACAAGAGCAGGCUGGGGACGUGACCGAGUUGCGGCCCACAUCCCUCAACCCCAGUCCAGAUGCAUGUGCACGCUUCAUUCGGGCUCGAAAGGGUGAUGUUGCAGCCGCCGUGAGCCAAUAUUUGGAGGCGGAGCGGUGGUUCAAAUCCGUUGGCUUUGAUGAUAUGCCCGCAAAAGAUGAGGAUGAACCUAUUUAUCAGAGCCUGUGCCCGCAUGCCAAUCUUGGCUAUGACCGUGAAGGGCGACCCAUUUACUGGGAGCGCACCGGGCACAUCAACCUGCCCAAGGUGCUCAAAGUCUUGACGCCAGAGCAUCUGAUUACUCGCCACGUCCGACAACAAGCCAUCGCAGUGCAGCGUCUUGAGGAAACUUCGCGGCGGCUGGGACGACUCGUGGAGAAGCAGACGAUCAUUCUGGACUUGAAACACCUGUCUCUGCGCCCCGACUCCAAGGGUUUGGGCAUCUUCAAGGAGUGCAUCCGAAUCGAUCAAUCUUAUUUUCCCGAACGCCUCGAGUGCUUCUUUUUCAUCAAUGCCCCGUGGAUCUUCCAGCCGCUGUGGGCCAUCGUGCGCCCCUGGCUUGAUCCAGUCACCAAGCGCAAGUUUCAUGUUCUCGGCAGCAAUUAUCAAUCCACGUUGCUAAAAUACAUUGAUGCCGACCAGCUACCUGCCGAAUACGGUGGCACCGCCAAUUUUUCCAUUCCGGACGCCAAGCCGUUUGAAGACCGCGACUUUUGUCUCAUGCCCAACACCGACUAUGACCCGGAGCUGCGCCCGCGACUGCUCUUCCCGACAGCGCAGGGAUUUCUCACGGGUGCACAAUUGGACAAUGCGGCUGCAGCUGCAGCUGCCGGGUCAUCUGAGCACAACGAGCAGGGACCAAGCAAGCGCGCCUCCGCAGCUGUGGCUGAUCAGACCCCACCACUUGUGUCCACCUCCACCGGCUCACGCCUCAUGAUCAACGGCCGUGUGCCACUGGAGCAGCUGUUGCAGGGUGCAGUGCCUCCCAUGGCCUCCACGCUGGUCUAG
Molecule: messenger RNA, 1326 nt
Organism: Monosiga brevicollis MX1
Lineage: Eukaryota; Choanoflagellata; Craspedida; Salpingoecidae
Exons: 11
Coding region: 1-1326 (441 amino acids)
Source: RefSeq, a predicted model, not a curated record